GUUCUACGAGAGAACAAGAAAGAAUUUUUACGAACACAAUCAAAGAACAUAAAAACGGAUAUAUUACCGUUCCAAACACAGUCAUAUUCGAUGUGCACAUGAUCAGCACCCUUCAUGCAUGGAAAACGAAACCCGGUCAUUAUCCGACUGAGAUUGAGCUUGUAAUACUUCCCGAGCUGCGCAGAGAAGACACAAUUGUUGGAUAA
Molecule: messenger RNA, 206 nt
Organism: Acaulospora morrowiae
Lineage: Eukaryota; Fungi; Glomeromycota; Glomeromycetes; Diversisporales; Acaulosporaceae
Source: the annotation of a GenBank genome assembly